UCAAAGCCAGUCGUUGAUAAAAAAAAGGUCUUCCCGUCCUUCCUCUCUCUCCUCCCCCAUCCCUCUCGAGACUUUGUCCAGUCCAACGACAACCAUCGACACCAUGUCUACCGCCGAGCUCGCCUGCUCCUACGCUUCCCUCAUCCUUGCCGAUGAGGGCAUCGAGAUCACCGCCGACAAGCUCCAGACUCUCCUGACUGCCGCCAAGGUUCAGGAAGUUGAGCCCAUCUGGACUUCCAUCUUCGCCAAGGCUCUUGAGGGCAAGGACAUCAAGGACCUCCUCACCAACGUCGGUUCCGCUGGUGCCGCCGCCCCUGCUGGUGGUGCUGCCCCCGCUGCUGGUGGUGAUGCCGCUGCUCCCGCCGCUGAGGAGAAGAAGGAAGAAGAGAAGGAGGAGUCCGACGAGGACAUGGGCUUCGGUCUCUUCGACUAAACGUCUCGCAAAGAUUCCGUUCGGCUUCCCGUAUAUUUUUCCUUUUGGUUUUUCUCGUCACCUCGCUUCUUUCCGACCUCGCUUCUUCAACCCUCUCAUAUCUCUCCGUACCUGAUACUCCGCACUCUGCACGAAGAUCAAAAAGGGAAAAGGCAAAAAAGAAAAAUAUCCGGACAAAGACAUCAUUUGGGACUGGGCGCCAUGCUUGCAUUCGCAUGAUGGACUACGUCAUGGCAGAGGUACUGGACCGGAUGACGCUAGGAUUUCGGCUGUUGGGAACUUAAUGGUGAAUGGACAGACAGCAGCAUGUAUGGUAGUCCGGAGGCGAGGUCUACUUGGCCGCCUACGGUUUUCUAUCUGAUAUAUGUUGAUCAGCUACUUUGAUUCUUUUUGAGCUAGUUGCCCAGCUCUUAUGCGAUGUCUGUCAUGCGACCAUGAACAAAAGGUUUCCGUCUGCAAUCAGAUGGGUGG
Aspergillus nidulans FGSC A4 is the source of this 904-nucleotide messenger RNA. It is a transcript of the gene rpp1, whose product is annotated as ribosomal protein P1. The transcript has 3 exons. Gene Ontology annotation, molecular function: structural constituent of ribosome. NCBI's taxonomy places the organism in Eukaryota, Fungi, Ascomycota, Eurotiomycetes, Eurotiales, Aspergillaceae. The coding region runs from base 104 to 433 and encodes 109 amino acids. Gene Ontology annotation, cellular component: ribosome. The record is from RefSeq and is a predicted model, not a curated record. Gene Ontology annotation, biological process: translational elongation.